This is a messenger RNA of Paramuricea clavata, 3985 nucleotides long. Lineage: Eukaryota; Metazoa; Cnidaria; Anthozoa; Malacalcyonacea; Plexauridae. The record is from the annotation of a GenBank genome assembly.
UUUUACCUGUUGCCUGACUUGCUACAAGAUGUGAGCUUUUUGCGUGUGUAGUUGAAUGGUGUUGUUGAUGGAGAUUAUCGAGUGGAAAUUUUAUAUACUUAACAAAUAGAUAAGAUUUUGCCGUUGUCUGCUCAAUUAUAGAUCCACAGUAUGACGUCAUAAUGUUGCAACUGGCGACGAGCUUUUGCAACUACCCAUGCUUUUGCAAAUUUCGCUGAAUUUGCAGUUUAGCGUGGACAUUUCGAACUGCAUGUGCAGUUUUUUAUACACCCUGUAUGCAUAGAUAGCGAAAAGUGCGCGAAGUGAGAAUCUUCAAGUUAGGGUGAAUAGUUUAGAACGUAACUGACGCAAUAUAUCUAGAACACAUUUGGUGAAUUUUCCUCAUUAGAGACGCUGCUCAGAGUGCUCCGUCACAUGGUGAUCGCAGCUGCUAUCAACUGCCUCCUGGUUCAAUGGGGUUAGCAAUGCGAGCCGUGGUAAGCAUAAGAUUUAGGCGCCAGUUACAUGGAGUUGAACCCCGGAGUUGAACUCAGCCCUGUUAACCGUGUUGAAUGUUUUUGCAAUUACAUGGACGAUUUCAACCCCCGCGGUUGAAAUGCUAUACGUUCCCGGCAUUGAUUCCCGGAAGUAAAAAACGAUUACAUGACCAAAUUUUCAACCCAGGGCCGAGUUCCACUCCGGGGUUGAGAAAUUUCAACCCUGGUAGCUGAAGCAGGGUUGAAAUUUCAACCCCAGGGUUGAACUCGAUCAACCCCGGGGUGGAACUCGAUCGUUUGGUUUUGAUAAGGUUGGCUGAAAUUUCAACCCGGUCACCAGGGCUGAGUUCAACCCCGGGGUUGAAAAUGCUCUAUGUAAUCGGCCCCUUACAGGCUUAUACACGUAAAAACACAUAAGUUGUAACAAAUCUGCUGCACACUUGUAACAAUGCUGUUGCAACGACUUGUCAACAGGAUGUGUUCGCACUGCUUGUUCCCAGCUUGUUGUUGAGCUCAACAGAAGGUUGUUGAGCUCAACAGACUUGUUGCAAGUUGUUCCAACAACUUGUUAUCUUCCUGCAGCUCAACAAUUUGUCAACAAGUUGUGAGUGACAACCUUGUAGCAACUUGAUAAAAUAACAACAUUGUUACAACUUGUUGAGAAGCUUGUUGCAAACACACACAUCUUGUUGACAAGUUGUGUGAUUUUUACGUGCGUAUCAAAUGGCUCAGGCAUUUUAAGAUUGUAUAUCGAAGAAUUAAAAAAAGGAAGUUUGAUUAUAUUCACCUUAGGAACGAGAUGUGAACGAGGGUGCAGAUAUGUUGAUGGUUAAGCCAGGGUUACCUUAUUUGGAUGUUGUGCGCAAAACUAAAGACAAGGUUGAAAUUUUAAAUACAAACUGCCCAUUUGAUAUCAAACUUUUGAUUGUCAUGCCUUUUUCUGUCAAAUGUUCAGAUCGAUGUUUCACUAAUUUUCAUUGUUUGCUCAUGUAGUUUCCGAAUUUACCGUUAGCAAUUUAUCAGGUAUUUAUAUAUUGAAAGCUUUUAUAUCUUCUUGUGAACAGCUUUCUUUUAUAGUUUAGAUGCAAAACAUUACCCUGUUAUGAACUGUUCUCCUAGCUAAGGGACCGGUCAUUCUUUAUGGUCGGAGAUGGAAGAGAAAAGGUUUGAGUGAGUAAAAGGUUGGGCAAAUGAAAAGCAAAACAACUCAAGGGUUGGCUAAUAAAAAUUUAUUGUUAUUUCCAAAGCACGACUCGCUUUUGACAAUAUCGAAGACUAAAAAGCAAUGUCACCAGUCAUAUGUCAAUACAAUAUGUAAACCAAUCAAUCAGAGUCACUAUCUUGAAAGAAAGUACAUGACUGUGCAGACAACAGGAAACUUUAGACUGCAGACAAUGGACCAUUUGCAUUAUAGACUAAAUUUUGAUCUAGACAAAAAUUUCAUCACAGCUUGAAAGAGCAUCACAAAAUCAGUAAUAUUCCGAAGUUUCGUUGCGAAAUGUUGUAAAAUGUGGAUAAGAUAGCCUUGCGAAGUUUGCCGUUUUUCAGUCAUUUUGUAUUACGCACGGUAAAUUGACAGUCCAAUCGGGUGUUGGGGCAUCAAUUUCCCGUUUGUAAUACAAAAUGACUGAAAAUUGCAAAUUUCGCAAGGCUAUAUAAUAUUAUCCGCAUUUUACAACAUUUCGCAACGAAACUUUGGAAUAUUACUACUUUUGUGAUGCUCUUUCAAGCUGUGAUGAAAUUUUUGUCUAGACUUGUUUAGAUCAAAAUUUAGUUUAUAAUGCAAAUGGUCCAUUGCACAAUCAGUUAUCAAACUCGUGUCACAGGAGGACAUAUGUGACAACUGAAUGGUAUCCUUUUGUGACGUUUUUGGUGAGGGGCAGCAAACCUUUUACGAAGAAAAAUAUUUCUCUUCGGUGCCACCCACAGCCAUAAAUAACGACUGAUUCCUCGGAGGUCCGUAAUCAAAAACGUAAAAUAUUAUCCUUUAGGUAUCAGGGGAAUAUGCAAUGCUCUACCACGGCAGUGAAGCGGGUGCUUUCAGUUUAAAGGAUAGUGUUCUGGAGACACUGCAGUGUAUGAGACGUGCUGGUAAGCGUGACUAUAUGAUGUAGGGGCGGAGCUGGCCUCAUCUGCAAGGAGGGGUGCAGGUUUUCCAUCAGGUGGUGCACGAGGGAGCCUUACCACAGAAUAAGAAGGUACAGCAGAAGUGUAACUCCAGUCGGUUCCCUUAUUGUUUUACGUCCACGAAAAUUUUAACUCGCUCACGCCAUCCUGGCUAGUACAACCGGAAGUUUUUAUCAGGUUUUGGUAGGUACAAAGUGCCGGUUGACUAGCCAGGAUGGCGUGAUUGAUGACGAAUCGCUUGUAGAAACGCGGACAAAUACUUGCUUGAGUUACACUUCUGCUGUACCUUCUUAUUCUGUGGCCUUACUGUCCACUCUCCUCUGCAGUCUGCAACGCUACUAGUACUAUCCGAACAUUACCAUUAUUUGAGAUGGCCGAAUCUGCAUGUUCGCCCUUCUGUUAAGUUUUGCAUUAUGGUUUGUUUAUAAAGUUUAUAUGAGCUUUUUAUCACUUAUGCGUGACUCGACAGUUGCAGUAUAUUUGAAAAUAUUGCUGUAUAACAACCUCGAUAUGUUUACAUAUUUAUAACCAUGAUAUUUAAGUUCCGCUAAUCGCUGUUCGAAGAGCAGAAAAUGUAUGGUCGAACAGAUUUUUUUGGGUGGUACUAGGUGUGGUGUGCACCCCCCUGAUGUACAUUUUCUCAUGCGAAGAUACGAGUUUGAACCCCACUGACUCAAAGAACAAUGCAAAUGAUUUCAAACCAUUUGUAACUUUGAUUCAUUAUAUAGGAGCAGAUUUGAUCAUAACAUAUUUUGUGCCACAAUUACUGGACUGGUGGCUAGCAGACAAGUGACCGAAUCGAAAGAAUAACUGAUUGAAAUGUUUGAAGAACACCAAUGAAAAUAAUUAAAAUAAUUAAAUUUAUUUUUAUAAAUUAAAUAACAAUAAAAUAUAAUACAAUCUCAUGUUCUUGUUAAUAAGUCUUCUCUGGAGUAUAAACAACCAAUUAAUAAUGUUCAGUUUACAUUAAAUGGUAAAUUGUUACAAGCGUUAUCUGGCAGAUAACAGUUCUAGGAAUUUAGAUUGCGAUGUUAGAUUAGAUGGAACGUUGCCCUCAUUAUCUGUUAAAUUCGUCUUUGCUCCUGCGGAAAGCAGCGUUUUUACAAUUGAUUCAAAUUCACAAAUUACAGCUGAAAUGAAGAAGGAAAAAUACCACAGUUGAUAUAAUUUAAAUACUGUUUAAUAAACGAGCAGGAGUGUUUUAUUAGGUUUAGGCUGGGAUUACACUAUACCGGAUUGAUUUUCAUACCGGAUCAAUUUUCACACCGAAGCCAAAAUCAAGGGUGUUUACACUAUGCCGCUUCGCUCUGUCGCCAGCUCGUAUCUUUUAUCGUUGCCACGGAAACAAAUAAUAAGUUUUGACCAUUUUGGACGUUUUCUCG